Messenger RNA from Gracilinanus agilis (Agile Gracile Mouse Opossum), 837 nucleotides. Its product is annotated as dimethylaniline monooxygenase [N-oxide-forming] 3-like. Bases 1 to 837 code for a protein of 278 amino acids. Gene Ontology annotation, molecular function: flavin adenine dinucleotide binding; NADP binding; N,N-dimethylaniline monooxygenase activity. The record is from RefSeq and is a predicted model, not a curated record. NCBI's taxonomy places the organism in Eukaryota, Metazoa, Chordata, Mammalia, Didelphimorphia, Didelphidae. The transcript is spliced from 6 exons.
AUGAGGAAGAAAGUGGCGAUUGUUGGAGCUGGUGUGAGUGGCCUGGCCUCCAUCAGAGCCUGUUUGGAAGAAGGGCUUGAGCCUACCUGCUUUGAGAGGAGCAAUGAUGUUGGAGGCUUAUGGAAAUUCUCAGACCAUGCAGAAGAAGGAAGAGCCAGUAUUUACCAAUCUGUAGUCACCAACUCUUGCAAAGAAAUGAUGUGUUUCCCAGACUUCCCUUAUCCUGAUGACUAUCCUAACUACAUGCAUAACGCUAAGCUCCAGGAAUAUAUAAAAAUGUUUGCUCGAAAAAAGAAUCUUUUAAAAUAUAUACAAUUUGAGACACUAGUCACUAGCAUAAAGAAAUGUGCCAAUUUCCCAGUCACUGGUCAGUGGAAUAUUGUCACUGAAAGGGAUGGAAAACAGGAAUCAUCCAUAUUUGAUGCUGUGCUGAUUUGCUCAGGACACCACGUGUACCCCAAUCUGCCAGUUGAUUCCUUUCCUGGUAUAAAGAAAUUUAAAGGGCAAAUUUUGCAUAGCUGGAAAUAUAAACAUCCUGGAAAUUUCAGAGACAAAAGAGUGGUUAUGAUUGGCCUGGGGAACUCUGGAGCAGAUAUCACUGUGGAUCUCAGCCAUGCCGUGAAAAAGGUUUUCCUCAGCACCAGAUCAGGAUCAUGGAUAAUCAGCCGUGUUUCAUGUAAUGGUUACCCAAUGGAUGUUACAUAUUUUACUCGAUUCAAAGCUAUCAUCCACCAUAUUAUUCCCAUGUGCCUACUGAAUAUGUGGGAAGAAAACAAAGUGAAUUCAAGAUUCGAUCACAUAAACUAUGGCCUGAAACCUUCCCACAGGCUGCACUAG